GUGUCGGCCCUUGACAACCGGAACUGGAGGUGGUGCCGGUGAGAGGAAGAGAGGGAGGCGGACAGACAUCGGGGUUUCCUUUAACCGCCGCCUGUGCUCUCUUUCCAUCGCAGCGGCAGACAUGGCCUCUUCGGCAGGGGGCACGGCUCCGGCAGGUCCCGGGGCGGGCACUGGCUCGGGCCCCGGCCCCUCCAUGUUCCGCUGGCUGGAAGUAUUGGAGAAGGAGUUCGAUAAGGCCUUCGUGGACGUGGACCUGCUGCUGGGUGAGAUCGACCCCGAUCAGUCCGAGAUCACGUAUGAGGGCCGCCAGAAGAUGACGGCGCUCAGCUCCUGCUUCGCACAGCUGUGCCACAAGGCUCAGACCGUCUUCCAGAUCAAUCACAAGCUGGAGGCCCAGCUUCUGGAUAUGAAGUCAGAGUUAAUUGAUACUCAGGCUGAGAAGGUUGUGUUAGAGAAAGAAGUGCAUGAUCAACUUUUGCAGCUUCAUGCUGUUCAACUGCAGUUGCAUGCCAAGACUGGGCAAAAUGUUGACUCCGGCUCAAUCAAGGCUAAGCUGUCUGUCCUUUCAGUGGAUGAGAUGGAAAAAGAACUAGAAGCCAAUAAAAAAGAAAAAGUGAAGGAAGCAAAACUAGAAGCUGAUGUAAAACUGCUGAGAAAAGAGAAUGAAGCCCUGCGUCGACAUAUAGCAGUUCUACAAGCUGAAGUAUAUGGUGCAAGGCUAGCAGCUAAGUAUCUAGAUAAAGAGCUAGCGGGCAGGGUUCAACAAAUCCAGCUUUUGGGUCGAGACAUGAAGGGACCUGCUCAUGAUAAGCUCUGGAACCAGCUAGAAGCAGAAAUACAUCUUCACAGACAUAAAACUGUCAUUCGGGCAUGCCGAGGACGCAACGAUCCGAAACGACCCCUGCCCAUGCCACCUGGACAUGAUCCAGAUAUAAUUAGGAAGACCCAAGGGGUUGGGCCAAUUCGCAAAGUACUGUUGGUUAAAGAGGAUCAUGAAGGACUUGGUAUAUCAAUUACAGGUGGCAAGGAGCAUGGAGUCCCAAUUCUAAUAUCAGAAAUCCACCCAGGCCAGCCUGCUGAGCGAUGUGGCGGCCUUCACGUUGGAGAUGCCAUACUAGCUGUUAAUGGAAUAAAUUUAAGAGAUGCAAAGCACAAAGAAGCUGUUACAAUCCUUUCCCAACAGAGAGGAGAAAUUGAGUUCGAGGUGGUAUAUGUUGCUCCAGAGAUAGACUCUGAUGAUGAAAAUGUGGAUUAUGAAGAUGAGACUGGGCAUCGUUAUCGUUUGUAUCUUGAUGAGUUGGAGGAAAGCAGAAACGCGGCUGUCGGUAGAAAUGAUGGAAGUGGAGAUGCCAAACCACUAGCAGAAAAAGUAACAGACCAGAAACCAGUUCUGGAUGCCAUUUUAAAUGGAGAUGCAGGAACAAAUAGUGAAACGGCUUCAGAAGAUGCAACAUUCAAACAAAAGGAUUGUGCAGAAUCCUCAUCUUAAAUUGGGCUUAUGUUACUUGAACACUAACAUGAUUCUUCUGCACUUGACUGGUAAUACGGAAGGAGCAUUGUAUGAAUGUGAUCACCUGUAUAAACCUGUACUGAAAAUGUCAGAAAACAUAACCUUGAUUAUGUUCUGGGGCUAAGGGGUUCCAAUGAUACCACAAAACUGCUUUAAUAACAGUUCUGCAUGUAUGAAAAUAUUUUGACUUUACAAUAAUUAACCAUUACAAGUAAAUUUAUUGGAAGAUACCAGUUGUGAGUCACACCGAACUUCAACUUUGAAACUUGAAAGAGACUUGGCACGUACUAGGUGUUAACCUAAAUUUAAAAUCAAAGAGCAUAUUUUGGCGUGUGUUAAUACUGCCUGUUAUUGCACUUUCCCUUGGAGUUCUUUUGUGCACAAUAUCGGCACAAGAAGCACUUUCACCAUUUUACAAUACACUCUGUCAGUGUUUUCUUGAGGUUUUUGCUUCUAAGUUGAACCAUAGCGGUUCAAAGAAAAUUAUGGAAUUGUAUUUGUUUCUCUUUGUUCGUGCAUAAUUAAUCUGAAAAUAUAAUCCCUUUAAAUACGUGCAGAACUGUUAAGCAGAAUCUCUUAAUGGUACAAUGUAACUGUGACGACCCACAGUCAUGUUCAUAAAGAAUGUUGUUGCAUUGCUUUAAAUAUUACUGUUAACCUAGACAUGAAUUGACAUCUUAGUUUAUAUCUAUCAAUAGUGAAAAUGUGAUACCUUGUAUUUCUGUAUUUUAGUAAAAUUUAAUGAGCCAGUGAGUUAUGGAUUAUUAGGUUGCAUAGCUGCAUCUCAUUGGAAGACUAUUUUUCUUAAAGAACAUUUCCAAAUGCAGCUGUAAUAAUUAUUUAAAGAUAGCCUGAGUUACAUUGUUGUUGAAAGUACACAGUUCCUAUAUAUAUCCGAUCCAGCAUUGAAAUGCACUAUUUGUAACUAUUUAGUUAUUCUGCAAAAAUGUUAAGUGUAAUGUCUGUUAAAGUUAAGAUGACCGUGGUAUGUUUUACAUAGUAUCACUUCUUCAGGUAACUUGCACCCUUCCAAGAGUACACUGUAUAUUGAUCUCUGUGCAUGGGUCACUUGCUAAUUCAAAAUUACUAAAAUAUUCAGAACUCUUAGCCUUCUCAUUCAUACAGUGCAGCUGCAGUAUGAAAUGCAGAUUUUUAACUUUUGUGAACAUGCUUAAGAAUGGUUUUUGGUUAGUGACAUGAAUUUGGAUAAUAGAAAAGCUAGUGCUGCAAAAGAUUACUGCACAUUAGUUAAAAAAAUAACAUAUUCUGAGCACAGGAAGAGAGAUACUUGCCACUCCUGUUUUUUUCUAUACUUACUGAUAGAGUUCAUGCUCUUUCUGUUUAUAUUAUAAGAAAACAAAUGCUUCACUUUAUAUAGUGUAUGUUUGUUUUCAGUCGUACUAAUGGUUACUUUGCUAUUUUGAAAUAGUAGCUCUAAAUUGUACAUACAUACUCAUUAUUGGAUUUUUUUUCUAUUUAUAAAGUUACACGGUUUAUGGUGAAUGCUUAUUUUUAUGUUCUCCCUUACCACAGCCCCCAACUCUCUCUCUCUCUCUCUCUCUCUCUCUCUUUUGCACGCACAGACACAUGCACAAACACUUUUCAUGGCUUCAAAGUUAAUGUUAAAAGACUGUUGUCUACAAUUAAAUAUAUUCAAUUUUAUUGUUACACUCUGCCAUUUGGGCUGAGUUGCUGAAACAGUUUGGCAUGACAUUUUCUUCAAUAAUCCAUUUUUUUUUAGUUUUUUUGCUGCAUUUCAUUUUGAAUCACUGCUAUUUCUGAAGCUAAAUGUGAUACGACUCAAAUGGCAAAGAUUUAUCUUUUUUCAGUGGAUGGCAACUAAUUACCUGUAGAGACAUGCAUGUUCAGAAUUUGUGGGAUAAUAUUUGUUGUACAUUUAUGGAAAUAUAGGUUUUAUUUCUAUGCAAUUGUAAAUCAAUUUCUUUUACUAAUAACUGGUAAACAUUUUCUAGAAAGCCUUUGACAAGAUUACCAUCUACUUCUGAAUUUGCAUAAUUAGUGACACUGUUCUCUUAUCCACCAAGAAAACUGUUCAUCUCACAAUCCUUUUACUUAAUUUACUCAAAUGUUCUUUUUACUACUAGCUUCUGUCCACAUUUACAUUUUUAUAUAAAACUGAAGUGCCAGCAAUGAAUUUUUUUUACUGGACACUUAAGCCUCACUCCUUUCUUUCAACACCAGGCUCUUGCCGUGUCAAUUGAAUGAUAGAGAGAUUUGAAAGAGCUACUAGUUUAUUUUGUUAUAUUCACUAAUAUAAAGUGUAUAAUGUAUUGUUUACCUUUUGUUUUACAAUCCAAUAUAUUUAUGCUAUGUUAUCAUUACCUUGUGUUUUGGAACGUCUUAACUUUACCUGGAUGACAAUAUCAUUAUAUUUUGUACUUUCGGUUUUGUACACUUGCAGAAAGCAUAACAAUGCCAAAGUAAAUGGAAAAAAGUAAUUUUCUCAGGAUUGUGAAAAUAGAAAUGGGUAACAAGGGAUGUGGAAGGAUAAAAACAUAAAAGUUUAAGUUA
Molecule: messenger RNA, 4042 nt
Organism: Pristis pectinata (smalltooth sawfish)
Lineage: Eukaryota; Metazoa; Chordata; Chondrichthyes; Rhinopristiformes; Pristidae
Gene: gopc
Product: golgi-associated PDZ and coiled-coil motif containing
Exons: 9
Coding region: 122-1489 (455 amino acids)
Biological process (GO): negative regulation of protein localization to cell surface
Cellular component (GO): Golgi apparatus; trans-Golgi network transport vesicle; membrane
Molecular function (GO): transmembrane transporter binding
Source: RefSeq, a predicted model, not a curated record